AACAGCACUUCUCUUCACGGUCAAUGAUUCCAUAACGAGAAUUUUGUUUAAAAUGACUGAACAUUGGUCUUUCGACGGUAGAUCUGAUCCAACGCUUGUUCUAGUGCUAUCGGUCACCGCAAUUCAACAACAAUGAAGUUUAUCGUGGUUCUUCUGACGGUUCUAAAUUGUACUGUGCUGAUUUACGCACAGCAGGAGUGUCUCACGCCACCCAACAUGGCCGAUCCUAGACAAUGCUGUGCGAUCCCUCACACCACCUCUCAUAGGGAAGUGUUUGCCAAGUGCAUGCAGAAACAUCCGAUCCCAAUGGUGGCUGCACCUGCAGGAGGUCCUCCUCCCGGCGCCAACUGUCUCGCAGAGUGCGUCUUGGAAGAGCAGGGCUUGCUCUCCAACGGAAUCAUCAGCAAGGAUGUCGCCCUGAGCCAUCUCCUGGCUGAGGUUGGAUCGUCGGCGGACUGGCAAACGGUAGCGAGGAACUCUGUCGAAGCAUGCUACUCCCAGGUGUCCGCCUUGGGGACCCAGAAGGAUGCCAACGGAUGCAGUUCCAUCGCAGGAGCCUUCAUGGAAUGUCUUCCGACCACGCUAUUCAAGAAAUGUCCAACAUCUUCGUGGACCGCCAGCCCCGAAUGUGAACAACAGAAGGCUCAUCUGGAGAAAGGAUGUUCGCUUAUGUCAUUGAUUAAAAAGCCUGGAAUGUAAAGCUAGUUGAAGCCGUUUCACCAAUAUCUCUCGGACACAAGACGGUUGCAUAUUACUCAAUUUUCUAUAGCGAAAUAAAGAUUAAUGUUUGUUGCAGCGGUUAGUUAUGGUUGUAUUUGAAGAACCUUUUUUCUAUUUUUGGACGGCUUGUGUUGAUGUUAUCAACAACUCGGAUCGAUGGAAACAACAAUAACUUUUUUUUUGAAACAACAACUCAGAUCGAUGCUCGUCUCUAAUGCUGUAAUCCUCAUAUUCAAAAUAUCGAAAUCAUUUUCACAGUUUAUCACUUGGAGUAGUGUGAUAUCGUCAUAAACAUCCAGAAAUAUGCGAUUGUUCUCAGCUGCACGUUUUCUUCUAGUUUAGUUGUAUAUUAAAGCGCUAUUUGGUUCGAACAAAAGUGGUCAUUCA
This is a messenger RNA of Toxorhynchites rutilus septentrionalis, 1107 nucleotides long. RefSeq names its product general odorant-binding protein 67-like. Lineage: Eukaryota; Metazoa; Arthropoda; Insecta; Diptera; Culicidae. The record is from RefSeq and is a predicted model, not a curated record. Gene Ontology annotation, molecular function: odorant binding. The transcript is spliced from 4 exons. The coding region runs from base 133 to 699 and encodes 188 amino acids.